This is a messenger RNA of Argentina anserina (silverweed cinquefoil), 1509 nucleotides long. Its product is annotated as rhodanese-like domain-containing protein 8, chloroplastic. The transcript is spliced from 6 exons. The coding region runs from base 34 to 1362 and encodes 442 amino acids. NCBI's taxonomy places the organism in Eukaryota, Viridiplantae, Streptophyta, Magnoliopsida, Rosales, Rosaceae. The record is from RefSeq and is a predicted model, not a curated record.
UGAGAGAUAAGGGGGCCGGCCUGAAAAGAGGAAAUGAGCGGGUGUUUUCCGGCGCCGGCGGCCAUCCCCGGUGCGGCAAUCACGCAGACUGCUUGGGGCAGAAUAAAAUAUCCUUGUUUUCAAACCUCAGUAUGCUCCUCAGCUUCAUCUUCCUCUAGCUUAGCCUAUAAGGAGGAGAGGAGACGACGAAGGCGGUGGCUUUGUUUAUCAGAAACAAGUAAAGGGAGAGGUGUCAGCAUUGCGUCACAGCAGCGAUGUGACUGUGAAAGUGCAAGUGGAAUUAGACAAGAUGAUGAAUGGGUGGUGGUUAAUUUCUACCAGUUGGUGUUGAUCGAAGACGCGGAGGAACAAGUGGCCAAGCAUCUUGGUUUCUUGAAGGGUCUUGACAUACGUGGCCGGAUAUAUGUGAAUGAGCAAGGGAUUAACGCCCAGUACAGUGGGCCGUCAAGAGACGCGGUUGCAUAUGUUGAAUGGGUGAGAGAGGAUGAGAGAUUUGCCAACAUUUUGGUGCAGAUAUCUCCAGCCCCAACUGGGCACGCAUUUCCCAAACUCAAGCUGCGUUAUAAGCCUUCACUGGUUCAGUUGGAAGGAGGUAUUAGUCAUCUUCCUUUGCUGGACCCUUCAAUGCGAGCAACACCUCUACCACCAUCUGAGUGGAGGAAAAGAUUGCAGGCAGGGAACACUGCUGAUUCAUCAACUCAAAAUCAUAGUGCAAACUACAUUCUGUUGGAUGUGAGAAACGGUUAUGAGUGGGAUAUUGGCCAUUUCAAUGGGGCUCGACGUCCAGAUGUGGAUUGCUUCAGGAGCACUUCUUUUGGGCUAAGCCAACCAGAGGUCACUGCUGCAGAUCCGUUGGCUAACAUUGAUAAACAAACAGAUAUAUUGAUGUAUUGCACUGGAGGUAUUCGUUGUGAUGUAUAUUCCACAAUCCUAAGACAACAAGGGUUUCAAAAUUUAUACACCUUAAAGGGGGGUGUCUCUCAUUAUUUAAAAAAUGAAGGUCCUGUCGAGUGGGUUGGGAAUUUGUUUGUGUUUGACUCUCGUCUUUCUCUCCCACCUGCUACCUACAAGCCUGAAGCCAUAAUCGAACCAACAAUAGCUGAAGUUUCAGAGAACAAUACAUUUGCCAGAUGCUAUAUAUGUGGUUCACAAGUCUGUGAGUUGCGGCAUCGAAAUUGUGCAAAUCUCGACUGCAAUCUACUUUACCUAUGCUGCAUGAACUGUGUCGAGAAUUUAAGAGGAUGUUGCUGUUCAGAGUGCACAACUGCUCCUCGACUUAGACCUGUUCUUCAGGGUCCCCAUAGAUAUGAAAAAUGGCACACCUAUCGGGACUUGAUAUCACAAAGCAAGUUGACAGCUUGAUCUAAUACAAAAAUUGUGAAAGACUCGUGUGUACUCCCUGUUUGAAACAAGGCUUGUUAUUCAUGAUGCAUCAAUCGUGUAUAAUGUAAUCAGCAAUAUUCUGCUUAUCAUACAUGAAACUCGUAUAUAUACAUCAAUCCUUUCAUU